Messenger RNA from Truncatella angustata, 1356 nucleotides. RefSeq lists its product as uncharacterized. The transcript is spliced from 2 exons. Lineage: Eukaryota; Fungi; Ascomycota; Sordariomycetes; Amphisphaeriales; Sporocadaceae. The record is from RefSeq and is a predicted model, not a curated record. Bases 1 to 1356 code for a protein of 451 amino acids.
AUGCUCAGCUCUACGCGAGUCUCUAGUUUGCUCAAAGUCUUGGUAGCACUAGCCAUGUUCUUUGGGUCUAUAUCGUAUCUCGGCCUAUCCACAUCAGAUUAUAGACGGGUGCUCCAGACAUUCAAGGGCGAAAAGGCACGCUUUGUUGACGACUUCCUCCAAGAUGAUGUCGGAGGACCCAUAGAUGGCAGCGCAAUCAGUGCUUUAUGUGCUAACACAACAUGGACGAAGGGACUUCUGUUUCAAUGUGAACCUCCACCAGGGGGAAUAGGCGAAGUGAGAAAUGCUCAUCUCAACUGUAUAAGAUUUGCUAUGGAAGCAGGAGCUGAACUCAUUAUCCCCGAGAUCAUCAAGCGUAGCGACAAGGACAUUUCCAUCGUCGUGCCAGACACAAAGGGAAUUCCGCGGGGUAUACUCUUCGACUUUUUCUAUGACAAGCAAUACUUUAACCGGACGCUGUCAAGAAUUUGCCCACAGAUGAAGCUGAGGUGGUCUUUAGACGAACUUUACAACAUCCCGAUGGGUAAUCCAGUCACCAUUUCCGUCUCAGACAUUGGAAUGACCCAGGUAAAUGGGUCGCUAAUGGAGUUUCCCCAAAUCUGGAUUACGAAAUUUAGAGAAUUUAUCGAUGCGAAAUCCAACCCCAGAACACGAACAUGGCCAUUCAAAGUUAUUGUUGGUAGAAACACUUACGUUUGGCCUACAUCAUAUGACCCUCCAGGCUUCGUCGCGAAUUUCGGACGCAUAUUGCGGUUCCGACAUGACGUUAGACAACUUGCUGCAUCAGCGCUCUACUCCAUGGAAAGAAAAUGGGCCAAGACGCCACGACCAGAUCAAAAGCCGCAACCCAAAGAUUACCAUGGGUUCGUGGGCCUUCACCUGCGGACGGAGAAGGACGUCUGGGGUACCGAUUUCCCUGUUUACGAGGAACAAGCGGCGUAUUAUCUGGACUAUGUCAUUCAAUCGCCGUAUCGGAUCGCCUAUCUAGCAUCAGGGGCAACACCGGAGAACAUUACGGCAUUUACAGAGCGUGCGCGCGAGUUCAACAUCACCGUUCUCACUAAGAGAGAUCUUCUCGAGGCCGAUGAGCUUUCAUACCUGGACAGCCUGAGUUGGGACCAGCAGGCCUUGGUUGACUUUGAGCUGCUUCUCAAAGCUGACCUGAUGGCAGGGGUUAGCGCGAGUAGUUUUGCUUGGAACGUUGCGUUGAGGAGAGCAGCAGCGCAAGGCUAUGUCGGUGGCCAUGCGCCUUUCUCCAACUCGUCAGAGCAUAUUCGAUGGCAGGAUGAUAUGUCCGUGAUCAUGGGCAAGGACGAUACCAAGAACAUGGACAUGCAGUCAGGUAUUUGGCCUUGA